Messenger RNA from Eupeodes corollae, 1374 nucleotides. RefSeq names its product TATA-box-binding protein (gene Tbp). The record is from RefSeq and is a predicted model, not a curated record. NCBI's taxonomy places the organism in Eukaryota, Metazoa, Arthropoda, Insecta, Diptera, Syrphidae. Gene Ontology annotation, biological process: DNA-templated transcription initiation. Gene Ontology annotation, molecular function: DNA binding; RNA polymerase II general transcription initiation factor activity. The transcript has 4 exons. Bases 289 to 1233 code for a protein of 314 amino acids.
GAAUUGAAGCAAAGCGGUGUCUAUCAAAAAUUCCGCCACCAAUAUUAAAUUAUUAUUUAUCUUUAAAAUAAAAAUAAUUUAAAGAAAUUCAGUUAAAAAAUAUAUUUUGAACUCAAUCAUAAAGUUACACAUCUUCAAUUAAUUAUUAUUUCUGUAUAACAGUAUGCUUAAGUUCUCACUAAGACCAACUUUCUGAAAGCACCGCUCCAUCGCUGCAGUGGCAAAACGAAAACACCAUAAUAUCGUCAUAUCUCCUGUUCUUUGAACUCUUCGUUCUCCAGAGCAACUAUGGAUCAAAUGUUAAGUCCCGGGUUUUCGAUACCCAGUAUCGGAACACCCCUCCAUCAACCCGAAGCAGACCAACAAAUCGUUCCGAAUCCCGUUUAUCAUCCCAUUGGUCAAAUGGGAAGCUCUCCAAUGGGCGGCAAUGGCCAGAAUAAUAUGAACAACUAUGGCAACGAACUCAGUUCGAUGGGAAUGCCCUCUCUGAUGUCAGCACCACAGAAACAAAUGCAGUCAUAUCAACCGAGCUAUUCCACGCCACAAAGCUUGAUGCAACCACAAACUCCGCAAAGCCUUAUGUCACCCAUGGUCCCCAUGAGUGAACGUGUCGAAAAUAUAAGUAAUAUUCAUCAGACAAUGGGUCCGGCGACUCCAAUGACCCCAAUGACUCCCGGUUCUGCUGAUCCCGGCAUAGUUCCACAAUUACAGAACAUAGUCUCCACCGUCAAUCUAAACUGCAAAUUGGAUUUGAAAAAGAUCGCCCUGCACGCCCGUAACGCCGAGUACAAUCCGAAACGUUUUGCCGCCGUCAUUAUGCGGAUACGUGAGCCCCGCACAACGGCGCUUAUAUUCUCAUCGGGAAAAAUGGUGUGCACGGGGGCUAAAAGCGAAGACGACUCUAGGUUAGCUGCGCGAAAAUACGCGCGUAUCAUUCAAAAAUUAGGUUUUACGGCAAAAUUCUUAGAUUUUAAAAUACAAAACAUGGUGGGAAGUUGCGAUGUAAAGUUCCCAAUUCGACUCGAGGGCUUGGUCCUUACUCACGGCACUUUUAGCUCCUAUGAACCAGAAUUAUUCCCUGGACUCAUUUAUCGUAUGGUGAAGCCGAGAAUUGUGUUACUCAUCUUUGUGUCGGGCAAAGUGGUGUUAACGGGAGCCAAAGUACGACAGGAGAUUUAUGAAGCCUUCGAGAAGAUCUUUCCGAUUCUAAAGAGUUUUAAGAAACAAUCGUAGCGCGGAAACGAAAACGGAUGCGGCUUAGUUUUAGCUUUUAGUAUUUUUACUUUAUAAAAUAUAUUUAUGUUUCAUUGAAUGUAACGAAAUAAAUAAAAAUUAUGCGAAACACGAGAAAGAGUCAAUGUUUCUGCCUCUGGC